Urocitellus parryii (Arctic ground squirrel) is the source of this 4192-nucleotide messenger RNA. The record is from RefSeq and is a predicted model, not a curated record. Lineage: Eukaryota; Metazoa; Chordata; Mammalia; Rodentia; Sciuridae.
AGAGGCGGCGGCGGCGGCAGAAGCGGCGGCGGCGGCGGCGGCGGGAGCCGAGGAGGAGGCUCCGGACGCUGCUCGGGAACCGGGGACCUGGGAGUGCCCGCGCCCUGAGCUCUCAGCUCCGGAGGCGGUGGUUGUCCCAUUUUGCCAGGCUUCUCAAAGCAGACCCAGGGCCUGCCUCCUCCUCCCCCAGUGCCUACGGAAGGAGCACCACCUGCCACCAUCCCAACUCCUGCCCUAAAAGUCAUGGCCGAAUACGGGACCCUCCUCCAGGACCUGACUAACAACAUCACCCUUGAAGAUCUGGAACAGCUGAAGUCAGCCUGCAAGGAGGACAUCCCCAGUGAGAAGAGCGAGGAGAUCACCACAGGCAGUGCCUGGUUUAGCUUCCUGGAGAGCCACAACAAGCUGGACAAAGACAACCUCUCCUAUAUUGAACACAUUUUUGAGAUCUCCCGCCGUCCAGACCUACUCACUAUGGUGGUUGACUACAGAACUCGUGUGCUGAAGAUCUCUGAGGAGGAUGAGCUGGACACCAAGCUAACCCGCAUUCCCAGUGCCAAGAAAUACAAAGACAUUAUUCGGCAGCCCUCUGAGGAAGAGAUCAUCAAACUGGCUCCCCCACCGAAGAAGGCCUGAGCAAGGGGGAGGAAGAAGAGGAAGGUUGGACCUUCAUCAGAUCACUCCCUUCCCCAGCCUCCAAGGGAGGGGGCAAGGGCAGCACUCCCAUGCACCCACUUACUAACCUGGUCCUAACUCCCUUACUGUGCGCGUGUGUGUGCGUGUGCGCACGCUCUGGCUGUCUGUCUAUAUGUCUAGCUCAUCUAGUUCCUCCUCCUUGUGAGGGGGUGGGGGUCAGGAUGGGGGGCUUAGUUUCCCCACUCUAAGGGGGAGGUGGGGGCUAUUUCUAUGCAAAUAGAAAUUGGCACAUUCCUACUUCCCUUUCUUCCACUUUUCCUGGCCACAUCUUUAAAAUGUGGAAGCAGAAAGGACCUGCAUUUUCCUACAUUGAGGAGCUGAGAUGGUGAGGUAUGGGAAUGGUGGGUAGAUCUAAGGAAAAGCAAGGAAGGAAAGGAGGGAGGACGAAGAGGCCAGUCUCCACCUGAAAGGGGCAAAGAAAAGCUAGAGUUCAGUGUUUGUAUCCUGAUGCUGGACUAGCUAAAAAGUUCCAUUUCCUGCUGUCCUCAGGCUGGAGAGCCUAGGGACCAGCAGGUCCCUUUUUAUGCUCCUCUCAUGGGCAAAGAUGGGGAUAAGCCAGGGAUCUAAUGGAAGAAGACCACCGUAUCCUUUCCUGGUCCCUAAGAGCAAAUCCUAUGGAGCAGCCAGCAUUCAGUGUCCACCCCCACCCCCCACCUUUUUGCUCUGGAAAGACUAGGCUGGGAACAUGCACCACUGAGCCUGAAAUGGGGACAUAGAGGGAUGGGCCCCUUUGUCACUCCUUUAUUCCUAUUCAGACUGUUGCACACACUGACCCCAAACUUAGGUUGAGAAAUGAGAUCCUUAGGUUUUAAUCUCAACCUGCCCCCGCUACAGGGUCCCAAUGUGGAUAUUGCAGGCAACUACCCUCUCUCUACUCAGUCUAGAACACCCCAAGCCAGAAAGAAGUGUUCUCCUUUGUACUGAUCCCCAUGCCAAUUCAGUCUUUGGAGGGGACUUGGUAACCCUUCUCACUGACACCCCGGMCCCCUUGGGCUUGUGGACGCCUCCUAGCCAAAUAACUAGAGUACAGUGAGUGACCCCAGCCUCUUGCCUGUCCCAACAUGCCCUUCCCCACCCUGACCGUGCUAACUGUGUGUACAUAUAUAUUCUACAUAUAUGUAUAUUAAACCCGCACUGCCAUGUCUGCCCUUUUUUGUGGUGUCUAGCAUUAACUUAUUGUCUAGGCCAGAGUGGGGGUGGCAAGGGAGUGCCACAGUGACGGGAGUGGCAGAGGCAAAUUGCUACAUAUUCCGAACAGAAAAGCUUUUUAUAUUUAAAAAAAAAAAAGCAAACAAAAAAAAAUUAGAUUCACAUGCAAACUGAGACUAGAGAAAGUUGGAAGUUAGCAGCUUUUAGGAUGUGGGAGCAAAACUUCAGUGGGAGCAGCGGGCUGGCUGUUGGAAGAGGGAAGAAGCCAGACUGGUCAGAGUGCCCCUCGACUCCUAGCUGAGCCCAGUCUGUGUGUCCCCUCUGGCUACUGUUGCAGACACCUGCCUUAACAUACACACCUCCAGUACUCCACGGUUUUGCCUUAAAGGAUCUUCCCAACUCUCCCCAGCCCUGUCUGGCUUCUCCCUUAGGGAGAGAUACUUGUAGAACUGGAAUUAGGGAAAUGAGYAUGAACUGUCCUUUUAUUUGGAAUGUUAUGUGAGGGAGAGGGAGAGGGAGGGAGAAAAUGAGAAUUAAUAAAGAGCUUUCCUUAUGGAAUAAACAGGRAAAAAAAAAGACGGGGUUAUUUCGGCAGAGUCUAGUAGUUUCUCUGUAAGGCAAAAUAAUCUAAAAAGACUAACUUGCCCUCCCACCCUUUGUCCUGCUGUAAGGCUGCCCCUAUCUUGUGCUCCUCCAUCUGCAGUGUGCACGGCCUUGUUCUAACCCUGGAAUAAAGGUGACUGAUUGUACUGUACUGGAUUCCAGAGUUUCUGAGUGACCAGGAUUUUGGAGCCUCUGUAUGACUGGGAAGGGAGAGGGAGCAAUAUUUACCCCUACAUCCUUUAUUGUAGCCUAGUAUAGGGACCCAGAAAACACCCCAAAUAGGAUCCUCCCCACCUCAUCCCCAUCUGCAGAGGACCACUGAGCUAAUUGGGGCCUAUUUCAUUUAAAUCGUCUCCAACUGGAGCCUGAGCARGAGAACUAGGAUAUUCCAGACUGGGCUUCCUAAAAUCUUAACAUGAACAGAGGAAGUGGGCAAGACUAAGCACCUACAAUGGAAGGAACAAAAGCAGAAUGAAUGGGCCACAUAUCACACAGAGCAGCAGAGUGUGGGGGAAAGCUUUACUGAGAAAAUACAACAAAUUCCAGAGUGCAUGGUUUUAAGUCCCACCGUAUCACUCCACUAGCAAUAGGGAGACAAACCACUCGAGUCACUACACAUUCCCUACCUCAGGAAGAAAGUGCAAUAGCUAACAUCGAGUCUGAGAGCUGCUAGGAAAAGGGGCAGGAGGAAGGAAUGUCUGGCACUACCAUCCUCUCACUUUUUCCCCCUCUUCUUUCUUUGCCUGGUUUAGUAGAAUCCAACUGUUCCAGGAUGCAAAAUUCCUAACUGGAUCUUGUGGAAAUUGGGGGCAGAAAAAUAGCAGCAAAAGCAGUUAAGGGCAAGAAUUCAAAUAGGAUUUUCAUACUCAGUGACAAGUUAAGACAGGUGUCCAAACCCUAGCCACCAGAAUCCUGUUUUCUUUCUUUUUCUGGGUACUUUGAAUUGAACCUGGAGUGCUUUAGUACUGAGCUACAUCCCAAAUCUAUAUUUUUUUCCUUUUGAGACAGUAUCUCGAUAAAUUACUGAUGCUGGCCUUGAAUUUAAAAUCCUCCUGCCUCAGUCUCCUGAAUCACUGGGAUUAUAUAGGCAUGCACCCUUACUGUCUUUCUUGUCCCUAAAUCCCAAGAUACCAAGAGGUGGACRACAUUUAUAUAAAGUCAAACCCAAGAAAUUUGCCCUUUACUAUUUUCAUUAGGAAGGGCUGAUAUGGAGCCGGAUUGCUUAAAGAAUCAUAGCUAAGAGAAUGUGUGUAUCUUCUGUCACACAAGAUCGGGAGAGAGUAGGCAGUGGGUGGCAGCGCCCUUUCUAAUGUCACAGGUCUGUCAUGUUUUAAAAAUAGGCCGGCCUCUGAUUUGAAGACCCAUCCUGGGAGCUCCCAUGAGAUUUAAGGAGAGUUAGAGGAUCUGAGGCAGAGUUUAGAGAAAAAGUUUUUCCAACCCCURUAUCCAGGCAGAAAAGGGCAGAACUGAGGAUCCUUCCAUUAUUGAGCCUCCUAAAAACCUAAGAAUAAGCCCCAGGCUUUAAUGGUCAUAUAUAAAGGGCACGUUAACCAUGGGUGUCAUUUUGACAUCAUUACUCUUGCUCAUUCUUCCUUUAAGUCCCUUUAUUGCAUUCAUAGAGAAUAUAUAGGUAUUUAAACUUUGACAAUAAUUUUAACUUGAUACAUCCAAGUUUGACUUGCUUUUUAAUAUAUUUAUAGAUAUAAAAUUAGGCCUCUAACAGUGAUAGGGACAGGGAGAUUGC